Molecule: messenger RNA, 1119 nt
Organism: Eimeria necatrix
Lineage: Eukaryota; Apicomplexa; Conoidasida; Eucoccidiorida; Eimeriidae
Exons: 3
Coding region: 1-1119 (372 amino acids)
Source: RefSeq, a predicted model, not a curated record
AUGACCGUCCCUAGGCUCCUGCGACACGCCGCUACUGCGGCUUUGCUCGCUCUCGGAACCUUUCAGGGCCAAUCCGAUCCUAGCAACGUAGUCGGAUUCCUGCGUACUAAUUUGAGCUGCAUUUGGGUCGUAGAAGCGAGCGGAUCCAACAGCAACGAAACGAGUGGAGUGGGAAACGAUUCUGAGAACGGUAGGAAAAGGGAAGAGGGAGGUGGUCCGGGUAGGAGCAAGAAAAACUCGUCGGGUGGUCUCGUGCCGGAGAUCCCUGAAAAUGGAGGUGACGCAGGACCUUCGGGGUCCAAAGGAAGUUCAGAAAAUCGGGCAAGCGGUUUAAGAGGCGUUUCUUCGAAUUCUCAGGGCAGCACUCCUGCAUCUCAGCCAGAGAAGCCAAGUUUACAGAGCAUUUUUGGCAACCUCUUCCAGAAUUUCGGCUCGGACGAAGAAGGUGGGCAUCCUCUUGCUGAACAGGCGAGCGAUGCGAAGGCUUUUAAUGACCUCAUCGACCGAAUUUUUGUUCCCCGCCUGCAGACCGCACCUAAAUAUCAGGGGGCUUUGGAAUAUAUAAACGAGUCAAUUUAUCGUGACGUACUGAGGGGACCAAAGAAGGUCAAGGGCAACGUUCAUCUAUUGCAGCAGGCAUACUCUGUCAUUAAUCAUCCUGCGAAGAUGUUAGAUGUCCCCGAGUUGUUCGUGGAGCUGCGCGCUGCUGCGGAUCGUCGGAUUUGGGAUCAAACCCGCCAACGGGAGAAGGCGCAGUAUGAGAGAAAGGGAGACCCGGUCCCAAAGAGGUUCGAGAUGUCUGCUGAUGAUGUGGUGGCGCUAGAAGCUGAAGAGCCUAGGGUGCGAGAGGAGGAGCUGUCGAACGCUGAACUGCAAGCUCGUAUUCGCAUGAUAAACGGGUGGAUGAAGGAGCAAUUUCGUCUGCGCCUGUACUACAGCAAACGCACAGGCGCUUUGAAAGCAGACCCACAGGAUCUGGUGGACACCUUCAACCCUGGCCCCAACGUUCAAGUAACAAUUGAGGACAUUAUUGGUCUGAGCUACGAGGCGGAGCUUGAACCUGAGCCAGAAUUUGAGAAUUCUGGGGACCGACGGGCCCCUCAUGGCGCAGAACUUUAA